AUGGCUGCACGGGGGUCGAACAUUUCUGCCUCAACUCAGAACCGUAUUCUCAUCUGGCGUUCUGAAGUCGCCUCGGCACUUGACGACGCUGCCUCUUCGGCAGCCAGUUCCACGGGCAUCGCCUUCUCUCUUUCGGAUACACACUCGUCUGCUGGGAAUUCCUUGUCACAACGGCAACAUAGCGCUGGUGCCAUGUCUCGGGGCCGCCGAUUCUGGCGCCGCAUUGCCCGUCGUCUAUCAGGCGGCCGCUUCGGCGGUUUUGAAGAUGAAGACCUGGACCAUGAACCUGCCAUCAAGACUGCCAUGUACCGCGCACCACCGCCUCCCCCGCCCCCGGUGGACGCAAGAGGCGUCGAUACAAUCGAAGAAGCAGUCGGUCUUGGUGAAGAGAGCAGCGAUGACAAGGUCGGCACGGGUCGAGGUCUUAGAGAGAAGCACGAGCGUUUGGAACGAGCCGCUCGCCUAUUAGAUCAGAAUCGCGCAGCCACUUCAUGA
This is a messenger RNA of Metarhizium brunneum ARSEF 3297, 495 nucleotides long. RefSeq lists its product as uncharacterized. The record is from RefSeq and is a predicted model, not a curated record. NCBI's taxonomy places the organism in Eukaryota, Fungi, Ascomycota, Sordariomycetes, Hypocreales, Clavicipitaceae.